Messenger RNA from Aspergillus pseudonomiae, 1329 nucleotides. Its product is annotated as putative MFS transporter. The transcript is spliced from 5 exons. The record is from RefSeq and is a predicted model, not a curated record. Gene Ontology annotation, biological process: transmembrane transport. Gene Ontology annotation, cellular component: membrane. Gene Ontology annotation, molecular function: transmembrane transporter activity. NCBI's taxonomy places the organism in Eukaryota, Fungi, Ascomycota, Eurotiomycetes, Eurotiales, Aspergillaceae. Bases 1 to 1329 code for a protein of 442 amino acids.
AUGGCGACUACCAAUCCGGACAUAGGCAAUGCUCUGGCCCAGCAAAACCCACCCCCUGACAAGUAUGCACAAGAGGCUAAGCCGGUAUUCAAAAAGACAGAACGAUGGAACCAUCCCAGGUCCAACAUACUCAAGACAGCGGCUACAUUCUGGAGUUUUCUGGUGAUGGGAGCGAAUGAUGCCGCGUAUGGGCCGUUGAUUCCAUAUCUCGAGGAAUAUUAUAACCUGUCCUAUACUGUUGUUUCUCUAGUUUUCCUGUCACCCCUCGGUGGCUAUACCCUGGCUGCCCUACUCAAUAACAAAAUCCAUACAACGCUUGGCCGCCGUGGAGUGGCCUGGAUUUCCCCAGGGUGUCAUUUACUGGCAUACAUUGUCAAUUGCGUCCAUCCUCCAUACCCAGUACUAGUAGUAUCCUUCAUAUUCGCAGGUUUUGGAAAUGGGUUGGCCGACUCAGCUUGGAACGCUUGGAUUGGUAACAUGGCUAAUGCCAAUGAGCUCCUGGGACUCUUGCACGGACUAUAUGGUGUAGGUGCAGUCCUGAGCCCACUGGUAGCGACUUCUUUAAUUACCGAGGCAAAGGUGCCCUGGUAUUAUUUCUACUAUAUCAUGAUUGGCUGUGCCGCUAUCGAGCUCGCCUUCUGUCUUUUUGUCUUUUGGGACUCCACAGCAGCAGCCCUACGGGAGGCUACGACCCAGGAGGAUGGCCCUGGUGGAGGCCUGCGUGAAGCCCUCACGAAGCGAUCCGCCCGGGUCACCUGGAUUUGCGCAUUUUUCCUCCUCGGGUAUGUCGGGAUCGAGGUGGCUUUGGGCGGAUGGAUCGUCACGUUCAUGAUGCGAGUACGACAUGGAGCGGACUUUGCGAGCGGGAUGGUUGCUACGGGGUUCUGGUUAGGCAUUGCCUGCGGUCGAGUGGUACUCGGUUUCAUCACACCGCGAAUCGGGGAAAAGAUGGCCAUAAUUGUGUACUCCCUGUUCGCAAUAGCCUGUGGGCUCAUCUUGUGGCUUGUGCCUAAUUUCUAUGCAUCUGCCGUGGCGGUUUCGUUCCAGGGAUUCUUUCUCGGUCCCUUCUUCCCUGCUGCUGUCAUUGUUGCCACCAAGUUGCUCCCACGAUCAUUACACGUCAGUGCUAUUGGCUUUGCGGCGGCAUUCGGAGGAGGCGGAGCCGCCGUGCUGCCCUUCGUAGUGGGCGCCAUUGCGCAGGCUCGAGGCGUGCAAGUCUUGCAGCCGUUUAUUAUUGGUCUCUCUGCUGGGAUUUUGUUGUUAUGGUUGGGGCUCCCACGGUUACCAAAGAAAGUUGAUGAAGAGCAGCAUGGGACUUCAGACGUAUAG